Messenger RNA from Homarus americanus (American lobster), 2068 nucleotides. RefSeq lists its product as uncharacterized. The coding region runs from base 368 to 1261 and encodes 297 amino acids. The record is from RefSeq and is a predicted model, not a curated record. The transcript is spliced from 8 exons. NCBI's taxonomy places the organism in Eukaryota, Metazoa, Arthropoda, Malacostraca, Decapoda, Nephropidae.
AUAAGCGCAAAAAAAUUCGCUUCAACAAAACGUAAACAAAACCUGACACACAGAGUAACACUACAGAGGUCAAACACUGCUCGUUAACGUGCUACAAGAGAAAAGCUGAAUAUACUUGUACCUGUACCACAAAAUUCCCGCCGUUGAGAACCAAACACGAGAACAGUACUCAGUGUUGAACAUAAGUGUACCACAAUAUUCCCGUUGUGGUAAGGAUUCUGUUCCAACUAUACACUAAAAGGGUUCAAAGUGGAGGUGACAGUGUUCCUUAGUGGAUAUUUCGCCCUGAACCUAUUUGGUACAAUUAUCGUUUCGGGGAUCCAGCGAUUUUUAGCAUAUACAAGCCUUCCAUCAGGUGCUCAAGAAAAUGACAGAUAAAUACCUCUUCAACCAGAGGGGGCGAGUGGAAGAGCUUUUCUUACCGGGUAAAGCGAUCCUCACAUUUCUCCUGCAUGGACAAGCCCAACGUGUGCUACUCUGGGUCAAGUGCUUUAAUUAUCAGGGUAAGCUGCUGGACAAGGCAGAUUCAUUAAUUGGAAAACUCCAAAUUGGGGAUAUCUUAUAUUUUGACUGCCACAUUUAUGAUAAGGAAUCAAGUGAUAACUGCCAGUGGUAUGCAGCUUCUGCCUCUAUAGAACCGCCUGAUGAUCAACAGUUGAAACCACUCGUCCCACGGGUCAGUAACCAGAAUGGCCACAUAUCAGAAUUGGAUCCUGGAAAAGGAGUAAUUCUCUUUGAGUUUUUUGACGAGUUAUCUUUUAAUCAACAGGAACAGAGAGUUUUCUUUUUGCGGUCCAAAUUUUAUCUCUUUGGAAAACGUCCGGCAAACAAGCGCAGCCUGAAGGAGUUCCUAAGUGAAAGUGACCCACUGCAGUUUGAUGCUGAGAUGUGUGAACCUAAUAGUGACAACUACAACUGCACUUGGUUUGCCACUGUUGUCUGGAAAGGCAAGAAACCUCAGAGUUGUGCUACAGGACAUGGUGGUACACCAGGUGAUGACUUGACAGCAGAUGACAGUGCCAGUAAUGCAGGAGGUAUAUGUCGAGACUUCAAUGGUCUUGAAGAAUUCCCCUCGUUAUGUUUACCUCCAGGAUUGUCAGAUAAACAGGGUUACAAGGCAUUUGAAGUUAACACCAGUAUUCGAGAAGGAAAGGGCAAUGUACUAAAACUCUUCAAUGAAGAAUGUGGUCUCGCUCUGUGGAUGGUGCAUCUAUACCUGGGAAACCGUUUUCUUCCAUCGGAAAAAUUCCUACCUAGAUAGUGUAUCACUGUGCAAUUUUGAUCUUCAAGAAUCUUUUUCAGAAGGAACAUCCCUGGACAUAUCAGCAGUUCCAGCCAUUCCAGAGUUUCCUUGUCGAUGGAUAGCCCAAAAAGUUGUUGCAAACUGUUAAUGUAAAUUUCCCAAGCGGUAGAAUUUAACUUACAAAUUUGUAUGUUUAAAAGUUUCACUUUCAGAAGUAUUUAUUCCAUUUUUGUAAAUCUUAAUGGUCUACGUAGCCAUCUGGUUUACCCCUGUCAUUUCAUACAUCCACUCUCCAAAACCAUUCAAUGCCAUCCUUCCCUGUCUUGUAUGCACACUGCUACUUCAUGGUACACACGCACGCCAUAGUUAAUGAACAUAGAAUAUACAGAACCUCACAUGACAUUGUUUCCUCACCAGACCUCUGUGAAAGGGUGGUAAGAGGGAGUUAAGACAAAUGAAAUCAAUGAUUGGUACACCUAAAAAGUAUUGUGUUGUGACCAUCUGUUUGUUUAGCAGCUUUGACAUACCAGACAGACCUCUUGGGAAGGUAUAAUUUAAUAACAGGAAUCUGAAAUGCAUGUAACCAAGAGGAUUUCAUAAAUUUGAUAUACUGUAUGAGAACAUAACAUAACAUAAGAAUGGAAGAAACUGCAGUGGGAUGACCUUGCUAAUCUUGUAACUAACACUCCUUUGUACUAACCCAAUUAAUUUAUUAGCCCUGUUUUAGCAAAUACACAUUGCUUACUUGGGUUAAGAUUCCCACUUAUCGUUACUCCAUAAUCUUUCUCUGAGUGGGAUUUCUCAAUAACAGUUUUGUUCAUCUGG